Molecule: messenger RNA, 1437 nt
Organism: Magnolia sinica
Lineage: Eukaryota; Viridiplantae; Streptophyta; Magnoliopsida; Magnoliales; Magnoliaceae
Product: beta-galactosidase 13-like
Exons: 7
Coding region: 1-426 (141 amino acids)
Biological process (GO): carbohydrate metabolic process
Cellular component (GO): cell wall; vacuole
Molecular function (GO): beta-galactosidase activity
Source: RefSeq, a predicted model, not a curated record
AUGCAAAGGGAACCAAAAUGGGGCCACCUCAGGGACUUGCACUCUGCUUUGAGACUCUGUAGAAAGGCUUUGCUUUGGGGUUUUCCCACUGUCCAGAAAUUGGGGGAGGAAAUAGAGGCUCAAGUCUAUCAGCAACCUGGAACCAAUGUCUGUGCUGCCUUCAUUGCCAACAAUCAUUCUACCUCAGCUGUAACUACAAACUUCAAUGGUGGACAAUAUUAUCUUCCCCCACAUUCCAUCAGUAUACUCCCUGACUGCAAGACUCGGGUCUUCAACACUCAAAAGAUUGCCAAGAAGCAGAGGGAAGAUUAUCUGCAACAAAUGGAGCUUUAUGAACAGAAGAAGAAUGAGGUCAAGAAAACUGUUUACACUGUGUUGCAUGUUGGUGAUGUGAUUCGAUUGGGCCAGAGGGAUAGCUUCAAAUGAUGUGUAUCAAGAUCAGAUUCAACAUUUCCUAAUAGCAAUGUCUUUGCAUGUUUACCGAUAUAUAUAUAUUGAAAGUGUAUCUGGAACGUUGGUUAUGCGCUGGGUUAACUCACAGUCAGGAAGAAUUUUAGGAUGGGUUGAAUGGGCCAUUCAACAGGAGGGUGCUAUUCAUGCAGCUUUUUUGGAGGCCAUCAGGCCCAUGUUCCAGCACUCUGGAGCAACCCCUCUGGGAAGAAAGUCCUUUUAAGCAAUAGCCUCAAGAAGUAAUUUAUGCUGUUUCAGGAAGUACUGCAAGCGGGUAAUCACUUUUCCUUUUUUGUUCCAAAUGAUCGUUAAAAAAGGUGUGACGCUUUUUCAUGGGUCAUGUGGUUACUGCACAGGAUAUCACACCUUCCUAUGGCUGAAGCAUGGCAUGACCUCUCAUCCAAAUAGAACACAAUGGAUGGGUUGAAUGUCUGAACCACAUUUUAACAGACCCUGUAAAUAAUCAAGAAUAGGUGGGUAUCCAAUUUCAGCUGUUGUAUGUAGUAUGGUCCACUUCAGUUAUAGAUUGACUUGAUUUUUAGGCCCGUGGCCCACCAUAAAAGGGCACAUCUGAUUGAUGGGGUGGAUGUCCAACUAGAUUAUACUCGCAAAUUUCUGUUGCUACUAAGAAUACUAUACUCAGAAAGUUAUGUUGGUGUAUUUUUAUUUUUAAUUCUGGUUGUAUUUAUUAAAUAGGUAUGAGAUGAGUUGGACUAGUAGGAGCCUCACCUACUUUGAAUUGGGUGUGUAUGGAUGCUAUCGAAUUUGGUUGCAAUUAAAAGUAUACUAAAGUGGAAAAAAGCAAAAGUACCUGGCAAUCAUAUUCAAGGACUUGGCUUCCAGUUGCAACUAUGCCACUUUCAAGUCAGAUUGGAAAGGAAUAUGGUUCUAGUUUGAGGCUUCUUCAUUACAAUCAUUAGGGAACACCAUUUGCUUAAUUGUACAUACAAACAUGGGUUUUUUUUUUUCUUCUUAAAUCUUAUUUUC